GAAUAACAAACGCGGAAGAAAAGAAAAGAAAAAAGGGAAGGCAAGAAGAGGAGAUGAGAAGAGGUGAUCCCAAGUGUGGAGUGGAGGAUGAUGUUGAUGAUGAUAAUGACUAUGGUGAGAUAGGUUUGAGGUUGAAGCUCAUCCCAAUCAAGUAAAGUCUCAUAAUUUAUUAUAUAAAUCUAUUUAUUUAUCAACCUUUCUUUCUUCAAUUUUCCAUUUCAUAAUUAUUCUAUUCCCAAUUUCCAAUUCCCAAUUCAUCAUGAGGAAGAUGCCAUUGCCAUGGCCAACCCCUUCUUCGUCUUCUUCUUCUUCUUCCUGGCUGCUCCUCCUCCUCCUCUUCCUCCUCGCCGGCUUCACCACCAGCUUUAACGGCGGCGGCCCACUAGUCCCUGUGUCGCAGCAUCAGCAUGAUUUCAACUCUCCUGCCAUGAGAUCACUCAUGUCCCUUCAAUCACCUGAACAUGAGCAUGAGCAUGAGCAUGAGCAUGAGCAUGGAACGGCUUUAAAGGCUGCUCUUGAUGGGACGAUUCACUUGGUGUGGAAGAACAGUACAAGAGUAAUCUGGUCGUUUUCUUCAGGACCCCCAAUUUAUACUUCUUACCAGGCUCCUUUCUCCCAACUUGCUAAUUCCACUGUUCAUUACCAAAAUAACUUUUAUAUUGAAUGUGGGGAUGAUUGGAACUUGUAUGCCCACCAUCAAACAUUUGGAGUGCAUAAUUUAUCGAUAAGUAUUGAAGAUUUCAUAAAAGGGGCUCCAUACACAUUAGAGGAUGGAGCAGUUACAGUUGGGUCCAAGAAGACUACUGUGUUUGAGGUUGAUCUUAGGACUGGACGACUCAUUCACACUUACCCAUCAUCAUCAUCAUCAUCCGCAUUGAUCCCAGCAGCUCAAGAUCAUCAUACUCUUCAAUAUAAUGAAAACCAAAACUCUGUGGAGCUGCUGCGUCUACAAAUCAUGAGGACAGACUAUACACUCAAGUCAUUUGUUCCAAGCUCCAACAAAGAAUCCUGGAAUAUGACAGUUGCGGAGAUUGGAGCUGCUUUACUUUGUCCAGAUGUUGAUCAACCGGUUGGUGGAUCUCUUCUCACUUUCAAUGAUAAGAUCAGGCAUGAAAUUGCCAGUGAUAUUGCCUUACCACUACCAUGUCAAUCAAAAGUAUCAGUUUUUCGCCACAAAAAACAUGUGUUGUUUGAAUUUCCUAAGCUUGAAAUGCUACCAGGAGCGCAUGAUCGAGAUGCAAUGCUCCCAGAACAUGCAUCAAGACCAAUGCUUCGUGAACAACCCAAAGAUAAUGGUGAUUAUUCAAGUCUAGAAGAUGGGCAUGAUAGUAUAUUGAGUAACUUAUUUGGUUGGUCAACUGCAUUGUCUCUUGCUUUGUUUAUUGGUAUGCUAGUGGGCAUAGUUAUCUACCACCACGUUCCAUUGAUUAUAGGAAAGGUUUGGUUUAAGGAGCAGACUAGAAAUUUAAAUUCUAGAGCGUCACCUUCCAAGAGAAAGAAAUCUCGGAAAUCAGAAAAGGGGAUGAAAGAUUCGUCUGAAAAUGGAGAUGAUCUUACACACAGUGAGGAAGGUAAUAACAAAUCAGGCUUAGACCUAAAUCAACUUUUCGAUUGUGGUACUGAUGGGCGGAGGAUUGGUAAACUUUUUGUGUCAAAGAAAGAAAUUGGUAAGGGUAGCAAUGGAACUAUUGUGCUUGAGGGAAUGUAUGAAGGUCGCUCAGUGGCUGUGAAACGCCUUGUCCGAGCUCAUCAUGAUGCGGCUGAUGCGGCUAUUAAAGAAAUUCAAAAUCUUAUAGUAUCUGACCUACAUCCAAAUAUUGUGAGAUGGUAUGGGGUAGAAUUUGAUCAAGAUUUUGUCUAUCUUUCUCUGGAGCGUUGUACUUGCUCGUUGGAUGAUUUGGUUCAAAUGUACUUAAAGUCUUCUCAAAAUUCAGCAUCCACCAGCGACCAUGCUAUGAGAUCUACAACUGAUUAUAAUGUCCACUUGGAGUCAGUGAAGAAUAUCAUGCCAGAUUUAACUUUACAGAAACCAAAUGGCCAUCCAUCACCUUUAUCACUGAAGUUGAUGAGGGAUAUGGUUUCUGGUCUCGUGCAUUUGCAUCAACUGGGGAUAAUUCACCGGGAUUUAAAGCCUCAAAAUGUUUUGAUAGUUAAGGAAUCUUUACGUGCAAAGCUUUCUGAUAUGGGGAUAAGCAAACGCCUCCAUGGGAAUAUGUCUUCCUUGGGUCCUCACGCUACUGGUUGUGGCAGUUCAGGUUGGCAAGCACGGGAACAGCUUCUUCAGGGGCAGGGGCAAACACGAGCAGUGGAUUUGUUCAGUUUAGGCUGUGUUCUGUUUUUCUGCAUCACUGGUGGUGAGCAUCCAUUUGGAGAAAGUCUGGAACGUGAUAUGAAUAUUGUGGAAGAUAAGAAGAAUCUCAGCUCGGUUGAGUUUAUGCCGGAAGCUUUUGACAUUAUCUCUCGUCUAUUGAGAAAAGACCCUAAAUUGAGGCCAAAGGCAUUAGAGGUGUUACACCAUCCUUUAUUCUGGAAUUCCGAAAAGAGGCUUUCAUUUCUUCGUGACACUAGUGAUAGGGUUGAACUAGAAGAUAGAGAGCCUGGUUCUGUUCUUUUGAAAGAACUAGAAAGUAUUGCACCCAUAGCUUUGGGUGGAAAAUGGAAUGUGAAGAUGGGCAAAGAAUUUAUGAACAAUAUUGGCCAAUACAGGCGUUACAAGUUUGACAGUAUUCGAGACUUACUGAGAGUGAUGCGAAACAAGUUGAAUCAUUAUAGGGAGCUUCCAAAAGAAAUUCAGGAACUUGUGGGACCAGUACCUGAUGGUUAUGAUGACUACUUUGCAAGUCGCUUUCCAAGACUUCUAAUUGAAGUAUACAAAGUUAUAAGCAGAAACUGUAAAGAAGAGAAAUGCUUUCAGCAAUAUUUCGAGACCAAUGUGGAGUAGUUCCGUUGACCCUUUUAAGAACUUGGAAAGUAAACAAUGGCAGAAAUUGUGGUGGGAAUUGUCUGUUGCUGUAAAAAAACAAUUAUGAAAUCAUUCAGCAAACUUGUAAAACUAUGUACAUGUAACCUCUUAAGUAAUGUAACUAUUAGUUAACUUAUAUUCAAAAGAUUCUUUUCAUGGAUUUAUUUUAUUACAAUGAAAUUUGUUCUAGUCUUGUGAGAAA
Messenger RNA from Humulus lupulus (European hop), 3164 nucleotides. Its product is annotated as serine/threonine-protein kinase/endoribonuclease IRE1a. The transcript is spliced from 7 exons. NCBI's taxonomy places the organism in Eukaryota, Viridiplantae, Streptophyta, Magnoliopsida, Rosales, Cannabaceae. The coding region runs from base 260 to 2941 and encodes 893 amino acids. The record is from RefSeq and is a predicted model, not a curated record. Gene Ontology annotation, cellular component: IRE1-TRAF2-ASK1 complex. Gene Ontology annotation, molecular function: RNA endonuclease activity; protein serine/threonine kinase activity; ATP binding. Gene Ontology annotation, biological process: intrinsic apoptotic signaling pathway in response to endoplasmic reticulum stress; mRNA processing; protein phosphorylation.